Molecule: messenger RNA, 10279 nt
Organism: Xyrichtys novacula (pearly razorfish)
Lineage: Eukaryota; Metazoa; Chordata; Actinopteri; Labriformes; Labridae
Source: the annotation of a GenBank genome assembly
CUGGAGUACCUUUCUCUGGCUUUUCCUCCCACCAGAAACGCUCAGUUUCAAGCUUUAAGGAUGACCUUUUCAACUCUGUAUUCGAGGGAUUGAAAUAGGUAGGAAACCGUGGACGAGAACAGACAUAUCGAUUUGUUACUUUAAGUAGGCUGUUAAAUUCACCGACUAGCGUGAACACCAAAAGUAAACAGUGGUCUGUAACUUGGCUCUUGCAGCACUUAAAGUAAAUCUAAUUCCUAUUUCACAUUUUUCUGAGGUUGACACACCACACAUGCGAGUUGCUUGGAUUCCUUUUCAGCCCUUGGCAAACCACUUUCUUCCUCCUCAACUCAUGGCUGUUUAGCUUGUUUUUAGCACAGGUGAGUUUCCGGUCUAACUUUUCAAAAUAAAACAUCGAUGAGAGUCGAGGAACUAGGCUUUGCCAAAGCAAUGUCUUUGUAAACUAUGGACCAAUAAAAGAGAAAAGAACAAUGCUGAAGGCUUGAAUAUUUGAUGUCAGCACACACAUUAAGACCUUUAAUUGCAUACUGUGUAUAGGUUAAGCUAGUGUAAAUGAUCAUGGAUCUAUCCUGAGAUAAUAAGAUUGUUGCUAGUGACAAAAACACCUUAAUUUAAUCAAACAUACCUUUAUCUUGUUGUUUUUUUCUCUUUUUCCUCUUUCUUUUCUCUGCUACUGAAGGAUAUGUCCUCUUUUGUCACAUUGUUUUGCCCCAUAACUAUCUGCACUUUGGAUGCUUAGUGCACAUAACACAGCAGAAGGCACAUAACGGUAGCGGAGCUUUGACAUAUCUGCAGUAAGAAUCAUAGGCCUACAUCAGCAGCAGCACUAAAAUGUUUUUACUUUAUUUUAUUUUUACAUUAAUAUUUAUUUGAUCAUUCAGAAAGCAUCACUCAUACAUGCAAAAAAUAAAACAUAUUAUAUAUAUAUAUAUAUAUAUUGAUUGCUCUUGGGGGGCCCUUAUUGGCCUGAGCCCCGAGCAGGCGCUUAGUUUGCUUAUGCCUUGGGCCGGCUCUGCCUGUCAAUUUUAAUAACAUACAUACAAUUUCAAUUUAAAUAUAGUUGUAUUAAUUAAAACUGCAUGGUAUUCUUUGAACUCUGGCAUUUAGGUGAAACUGAAAACCACAAUAGUGAAAAAAUAUUACAGUUUCUUUCUUGAUGUAUAUUGACAUUCAGUUAUAGGCCUACUCAUUCUUUAAACAAGUUUGAUAUUUUUAUGACACAUGUAAUGAAAUUUGUCUAAAUUAAUUCAAUUUUCCUUUUCUCUGCUUAAAAGUCAGGUAAAUCAUUUUAUUUUUAGCCACUCUGUCACUAAACUUCCGGAUGUAUCUCUGUUAUGUCCCGUAACUUGAUGGUUUCUUCUCACUUGAGAUCUGCGAUCUAAACAGUAGAAUUUUUCUCUGAGCUCACAGGAGGACGGAGGGUGGAGGAGGAGGAGGAAGAGGCCACUUCAGCUGCGGACAUUUAAGGAAACGGAGCUGUCAUCACAAGGUGAGACAUCCACAUAGUGUCAUAUUAUUUUCAGUAGUCUGUAUGAACUGUGUGAAGGAAACAUGUCAAUGUGAUGCGCACCGGGAGUCACUUUGAGUUGCUGCAAAACUUUUCUGACCCGCCCUGAAUGAAGACCCAGAGGCUUAACAAAAUUUGCUGGCAGACCGACGUGACCCCGUCUAUUUAACAUUCAUUUUUUCACUCCAGCAAUGUCUCCAAGCUUACGUUAAAAUACCUGAAUUUAUUUACAUGAUGAUGAAAUUUUACUUGGGGAGAAGGAAGGAAGACAAAAUUCAUCACGGCAAGUGUAACUCUCCUUUCUCACCAGCUGCACUGCUUCAACUUAUCACGUUGCGGUAAAACAAGAAAGUUAAACUCAUAGAAAUCCUAAUAUUACAUAGUUACUUAUUAAAACUAGGCUCAUCUGUAUUUUGGAAAUAGGAAGGGGCAUGACUUGUCUAGGUCCAAGCAGUUUUUUGUUCUCAAUCUUGGCUGUAGAUGCUUGGACAUUUGGAUGAUAUUUCAGUGAGACAGGUAGGGGAGAGUGGGGUAAGUUGAGCCACCCCCUGUUGCUUGGAAAUGGUGAAAGAAAGUGAUUAUGUCACCAAAGAUUUAGGAGAUAAAUUCAUGAAGUCUGUGAAGGUUAGAAGCACAUGGGUGAAGGGGUGAAACAUUUUUCACUCUUUAAAGUGAAUUUAGUCUGUCAUAAGUUUGAUUAGAAUUGUGUUCAGACCAAAGAAAGAUCAUUUUAAAUUUGUUAUAUACAUCAUGUGUGGUAUCUAUGAGCAACAACAUGAACAUAAAGGUCAAAAAGUAGUUCUGGGGUAAGUUGAACCAGCUGCGAAAGUAAAGGAGUCUGAUGAGAGGAUCAGAGUUUCAUUUCAGAUUGUUGAAAUAUGUUACUUUUUCAAACAUACAGCAGUGAAUGUUCUGAAUCAUUAAAGACAUUCUUAUGUUAAAAUGUCUUUUUACAAAACAGCUUUUUAGCAGCUAUAUGCAAUAAUAAUAAAAAGAAUUAUUGUACCAGUUGAAUAGGGUAUAAUAGAUAAAAAUACACACGCAUGUAAGUUGACCAUUGGAGGCCACUUUUAUUCGGCAUGCUAUAUUAUCAAGACAGUUAUGUUUACACUCAUUCUGUUGGUUUGCAGGGAUGCACAACAUCUGCAUAUCUGCAGAUACACUCGUUAGAGACAAAACUAUGAUUGCCUUGAUGUAGUGAUCUGAAAUAUGAAAAUUGGCUCAUCUUACCCCACUCUCCCCUAAAAAGAGUUCUGCGGUGAACUAUAAGAGAUCCAGCAAAAGCAUGGCUUGUCUUUUCUUUUACACAGCAUGAAAUAGAAAUUAUUGACUCUCCCAGUGGGGUUUAAAAAUGUUAAUGGAACAAUAAGCAAACAAACAUUAGAGAAACGAAACAGAGAGUUCGAGUUUGAGGGCAAUCUAUGUCAACGAGUGAAAUCAGAUAUUCUAUCAGCCCCCAGGGUACAUGAAAACCAAAGGAACUUCACACCUCUCUGAUGAGACCGCGACAGGGUUGGAGGAAGUGACAUGAUGUAAUAAAUCGGAAAUACAUACACAUUUGUCACACAUUUUACCCCUUCAUGGUGCAAACUAUGAGUGACUGUGUGUGUAGACAAAACCCAUUGAGACAAUGACUUGGUAUUAAGUUCCUGCCAGUGUGUGUACAGACCUGCCCACCAUCAUUCAGUAAUAAGAGACCUGCAGGAACACAUAUCAGAAAGUGAAAGAUCUGAAUUCACACCCUACACAGUUUAUGUAACAGCAUCAAAGUGGAAGUGCUGAAAUAUUCCACUGACGUCAAAGGUCACAACUGUGACAUUUCACUGAAGUAUAGCUACCAUUCUGUUAAUCUACUCAUAUUAGUAAAAGUACUUCAUUUGUAGUCAGCUGAAAGUAGUAGGUUCUUACUUUCAACCCACGAAACCUACGAAAGCAUACUUCCUAGACACAUUCUUGUAAUGUAACCAAAAGUGUUGACAUGUGAAGUAAUUUGACUCUGCAUCCAUCACCUGAGUCAUGGCUGAUUGUGCAGGGACACUGGAUAUUUCAAUCCAAAACUAACGUGUAAUGUUUGAAAUAAAUAAAAAUGACUGCAAAUGCAACAAGCAGAAUUUUAAGAUUUUAAGAUGUAACGCGUAUUUCAAGGAAUCUAUCAAUACAAUUUUGGCUUGAAAUAUCUUAAAUUUGGACUUUUCAGGUCAAUGAGGCUUAAAAUGAACAACAUUUUAAAUUUUGUUAAGAAAUAUGACAGAUUACAUUAAAAGAUUUGAGUUUUUUGCUGAGUAGUCAUCAAGCAAUCACCUGGUCGCAUGCAGAUGAUAGAUAGCUUUUAUGUUUUUAGUGAUACUUUCUACAGAACAGCAAAAUGACUGAUUUGCUGUUACAGUUAUGUGUGUAAAUGUAUUUAGUCACCAUUCACCCCUGAGCUGUUAGGUCUUAAAUAGAAGCACAACACUCCACACCCAGGUGACAGUGCCUUAACACACAGAUGAAACUUUGUCUUCAGUGAAAAACGACAAAGCGCAAGUUCUUGGUAAAUAGCGCCCAGUGAAGACAUGACCCUGUUGUGGGAUAAAGAGACUUUAUUAACACAUAUUCAACUUUUGUGUAAGUGAGACAGCAACAAUUUGUUGUUGUUCAGGAGAAAAUCCAUGGCAGUUUUCUGCAUUUUCUUGAAACUGAUUCGUGCAGGUUUCAUUCUCAACCAUGCAAACAUUAGAGAGCCUGAGGGUCUGCUUAUCCCCCAUCUGCUCCGGCAUCCUGAAACCAGGUAGCACUGUCCCUUUAUUGCUCUGUUUCAGCCAUAACAGGAAAUUUAGGGUAAGCCAAGCAUCCAUGACAGUUCAAUUAAAACUGCUUUUUUGAAACAACUCACCUGUAAACAUUUGAAACACAUUUACAAACAGAUCACAGCUGUCAAGCUCGAAUUGAUGGCAAAUACUGCAGAGUAAUAGACAGCAGGAUGGCUAUACCCAUAACAUAAUUAUGAACAAAGACAAAUAAUGAAAAAAGAAGACAAACAAUGACAACAAAUACAACACAUCUUUUAGUGUAAACUACAAAAGCCAUAGUGCUCAAGAGAAAGCAAGUAUGAAUGACUGAAUUAGCUCAUUGACAUACAGCAGUCUAAUGUAAUUUCAUUGGUCCUCGUUUUUAUUUGAUGUGAGUUUAAAUGAGGUACAGAAGGUACAAUAUCUGCAGAAACUUAUUUGACUUUCAUGUAAAAAAAAAUACAUGCCAUUUAUAGCACAAGGUAAAAAUUUUACACAAAAGCCAGAUUUUUAAAAAUAUGGUUAGCUGUCUUUAAAAAAACAUAAUCAUAAAAAUAAUCGGAAACAAAUACAAUAAUGCUAAAUGAAGGGAUGCACUGGGCUCUUAGCAGUGGAUAUUAAAGGGUGUUGAAUGACAAUAUAAACUGUGUUCUGCAGUAUGAGAUAGCAGGUUGACUUGAAAAUGGCCUUCCUGAUAUGAUAUUUUAUGGGUAUUUAUUUUCACUUUGAGAUUGUAUGUGUGGCUGGAUGGAAGCUACCCAGGGACCCAUGAUACUCAGACAAACGCAACAUAAUGAAAAUCAUGUAAAUCAUGUUUGGUCGGGAGAAAAUCACCUGUCGAUAGUGUUCUUGGGUUAAAAUAAAACAGUUGUUUAUUUGCAGCCUGUGAUUGCAGUACUUAGUUUACCCUUUUUGAAGCAUUAUGCUUUGUUUUUGACCCCAGGUGUUUAUACAAUGAUACCAAUCCAAAAAGCUGAAAAUGCAUCAACUUGAAAAACAAAUUUGUUUUGCUUUGUUUUUGAUCUUUGAAAUUUUGUUUGCAGGAACCAGCCACUGAUAGUCAUGGCGACCAUUAUGAUGGAGAAAAUCGGGCGAGUGUUUAUCAGCCUGCAGCAGAUCAGAGAGGUACCCCGGAUACUAACCGAGGCUGCGCCCUCCAUGCCUGGUACUGUCAGAGACGCUGAAGUCCCCUCCUACUUCAGAGAGCGCCACGUCACCACCGGUUACCGACCGCUAAACCAGAACUGGCGGUACUACUUCUUGUCUCUAUUCCAGCGGCACAACGAGACCAUCAACGUUUGGACUCACCUUUUAGCCUGUUUAAUUCUUCUGGUGAAGCUUUUCCAGCUCUGUGAGACCGUAGACUUUGUUAGUGAUCCUCAUUCAUGGCCUUUGUUUGUCCUCGUUCUGUCCUCGAUGAUCUACUCUGCAUUCAGUGCAUUAGCGCACCUACUGGGGGGCAAGUCUGAGGUGUAUCACUAUGUCUUCUUCUUUCUGGAUUAUGUCGGGGUGGCACAGUAUCAGUACGGCAGCGCUAUAGUCCACUUUUAUUAUGCUGUGGAUGAGAGCUUGCACAGCUACAUGAAUGGGAUCUUCAUGCCUGCAGCUACUGUCCUCAGCUGUCUGUCCUGCCUUGGGUGCUGCUAUGGUAAAUACCGCAACCACCACCUUCCAAACUGGGUGCGCAAGGUGUGUCAAGUGGUUCCCUCUGCACUUGCCUAUACCUGGGAUAGCAGUCCUGUGGCUAAAAGACUCAUGUACUGGUCUACGGCAACCGACGACCCAGCUAUUGUCUAUCACUUCGGGCAGGUGGCUUUCUUCCUCAGCUGUGCCUUCUUCUUCACCUUUCCCCUGAUGGAGCGCUGCUUACCUGGGCGUUGUGAUUUUAUCGGACAGAGUCACCAGAUAUUCCAUGUUUUUCUGUCAUGCUGCACCCUGUGUCAGAUCCAGGCCUCGUAUCUUGACUAUACGGGCCGUAGAGAGCUGUACUCAGGUCUGCACAGGAGUGGAGAGGCUGCACUUUAUGUGGGACUGUAUGUUCUCACUUUAUUAGUAUGUUCACUGAUUGUUGUUUUCAUGUUAAGGAAAGUCAAACGAGUGCUUGACUCUAGAACUAAGUCAAAAUAAUAGACUAGAUGUUGUAGGAAAUAUGCGCAAACGCAAUCACACGUUUCCGCUUACUGCCAUGGUGUAAAGGGUACUAAGUAUUUGUUGCACCCCAGUGUUAUGUAAAAGGGUGUUGAAACAGACAGUAGGAGAGAUACACAAUUAUAUCUGACAAUAGUAUCAUGACAAAAACUUGUGACAUAACAAUAUGAAUUUAGUACAAUAACAGCAUUUUUAUGCAUCAGUACAGGAUGGUGUUUUACUGUAUUUUUCAUUGAGAAGAGAACAAAUCUGAUUCCUCACACCAACAAAUUAUUGACUAUUGCACAGACCAAUUUACAAGAGGUUGUUGCAAUUUUAUUUUUGUAUAUUAUAAUGCUAGUAUAAUAUCUAAAAAAGCAUACAGAAAUGUUAAAAUAUUUAUUAUGUUGAAAAUGUUUAAGUAGAGUUUUGUUGUACUGCUAUAAUUUUAGAUUUACAUUCCUUAAGAACUAACAUAUUGAUAUUUUUGUUGGUAAAAACACUGAUCACAGAUCGUGGGGAAACUUUUUGUACUAAAAAUGUAUUUAAUGAAUAAAUUAAGAGUCAAGCACUUUUAUACAAACCCUAUUCCGGUAAUGCUGUGCAAAUGGUUGAUAAAACAUAUGGGGUGGUUUGAAAGUUAUUUAAAUCACCAUAUUGAAUAGUAAUGAAAUAGUUGGAAAAAAAAAGUUGAAACAGAAAAUUGUAUUACUUCAUUAUAUUAUACUUUCUCACUUAAAAUUUGAUGCCAGUAACUUGUUUAAGAUAAGUUGGGAUAAAGACAGCAUAAGUGAAAAAGUUGAAGAAGGGAAUGAAAAAGAAAAUUGGAGGAACAUCUCCUGACUAGUUAGGUUAAUCUGCCGCAGGUUUUUAAUGUGAUUUGAUAUUAAAAAACAUUCCAGAGAGGCUGAGUCUUCCUGAGUAAAUAAAAAUAGGUAGAGGUUCACCAGUCUGUAAGAGAUCGUGUGAGCAAAAAGAUGCUGCAGAAUUAUGGUCCUGAGUGUAAAGAAUUUGGUGAUUUUAUCAUUUACAGUGCAGAUAAUUUGGUUAAUGGCAAAAAAAGCGAACCAAGGUUCUCAGGUGACAAUGUGUUAAAAAGAGGCAUGACCCUGUAGUGGAAAUCACUGCAUGGGCUUAAAAUGACUGAUAGAAACCAGAUAUGGAAAUAACAUUUUUCAGUUUCAACAUUUUAUAUUUUGUCUCUGUAAUACUUUCAGUUGAAUAUUGGGUAAAAAUAAUUAGCAAACCAUCAAAUUCUGUUUUAUCAACAUUUCACAAAGCGUCCCAUCUUCUUGGAAUUGGGGUUGUGCAGUGUGGCAAUGAAAAAGAUGUAGGGCUACCAUUGUACAGGGGCAUAAUGUAGGAAAUGUGGGGCCUUCUAUUGUGCCUUGACAGCCUGUUUGCACAUCUAAUGUUGAAUUCAGCAAACAAUUGUACUGAUAGAGUUAACCUUUUGAAAUAUAUUCUUACUGUUUUUAUUAAAACGCACUGCCUUUAGACUGUAUAAUAGAAAACUGAAUAUUUUUUUAUGAAAGGUCAGGUAUUAAAAAAGGUGUCAUAACUUUUAUAAGGCACAGAAUGUAUGUGUUGUUUUUGUGACCUACUGGAAAUCCUGUUUGUACGUUUUGAGUCAAGGGAAAAGUGAGUAUCUGUAUUAUUUGAGUGUACUAAUCAAAGAAAAUAGGUAUCAUGAAAGGUUUUUUUUUUCCAAAACAUUGAGAAUACUGGAGAUAUCUCUUGGAGACUGGAACAGAGUUUCGGACAAAAUAAGUUUAUCAUCUCCUGAUAUCCUACUUGCCACUGUUUUAUAUCGUCAACAAAAAUAUUAAACAUGUUUCAGAAUAAAUGUCAAAGUCCCUGUGGAUGCAUAUUAGAUAUAGUAUACAUGUCCUGUAUGUAAGGGUAAUGUAUGGGAUAUGAAUGAUUGUGUAAAUUUAAAUCCUAACAGGUUGAGCAGGUCCCUAAUGUAGAUCUUUGUAAUUGACACACCUUUGAACAUAAAUAAAACAAAUGUCACAGCUUUUUAACUUUGUUGCUUUUAUCACUACUGCUCAUGGUUGAAGUAAACUUAUAAAAAUCUGCAAAGAGCUCACCAGUUCUGCUGCUGUUGCCUGGAUUGCAGGACAGUCAUGUUGCUGAAAUAAACUAGAGUUCUCCCCCAUAUUCACACAUGUUGACCUUAUUUGAUUUACACAAGUGUCUUCUACAUGUUGUUUGUUAACCCAGUUUUAUCAGGGGUAUUAUCAGGAACAUGAUGACAAUGGAGUGAACAAUGAGCUCUCCUUUUGUCUUAUCUGUAAAACAUAGUUCAUGAUGCACUGGGCCAAGUUCUUUGAUACUGGAAUUAAGCAAAGGCAACGUUAUGAAGAAGUCAUGGAUAAACCUCAUUUGCAUCAUCAAAUACAAUUGAAUGCCUACCCUAUUGUUUUAUGUACUGAGAGCUCCAAAUAAUAAUUUAGUUUAACAUCAAAGUAUUGUAUAACACAUAGUUAUACAACUGUUGCUAAUUUAUACAUUACCAUUGCCAAAUUCAAUGGCCUUUUGCUUCCUAUGUUAGAAUUUACCCGCUGUUUGCACAUAGAUCUCAGAUGUUUUCCUACUUAGAAACAAGAAAAGUAGGAUAUGUUUCCUGGGCCUCAGUCCAAGAAAAACAGGUUAAGAUGACAAGAUGUUAUUCAUACUUGUUGAUAGCGUAACAAUAAACAACAACUGUCACAUUCAUUUGAAUACUGUAUGAUUUUUGGCAUAAAAAGUUCAAAUCUCAGGGCCCGUAGAUAGCCUAGUGGGUUAAAGGGCAUCCCACAUAUGGGGACCAUGGUCUCUACAGCAUUUGUGCAUUUAAGUCCAAUGAAUGAAUCUUGACACUUAUCGCUAUGUGCAGCUCUGGGAAUCUGUAGGAAUCUCUGAUCACUCUCUGGUCCAUCUCAUCCUGACCUACAAGCAGAAAUUAAAAACUGUUUAACCUGUAGUGAGGACUGUUAAAAAUGGACUAACGAGUCAAAGCUGGAGCUUCAGGCCUGCUUUGACUGCACAGAUUGGAGUGUCUUUGAAACUGCAGCCACAACUCUCAACAAACUCACUCACACUGUGACAUCCUACAUCAGCUUUUGUGAGGACAUGUGUGCACAGACUAAGACUUUCUGCCGAUGCAACAAUAAACCCUGGUUCACACCCAAGCUGUGUCAGAUCACUGUACGUUAAAACCAGCCAACACAAAGACAGUUUCUUCCCUCUGGCUGUUAGUCUGAUGAAUGCCCAAUGUUCACUGAAGUGCUACUGUGACUGUAAAUGACUUAUAUAACAGUUUUAACUGCUUAUCCAUAAACACUCCUCUUAUCAGACACAUACCUCUGCACACUGUAUUUGAUAUGUAAUUCAAUGUUAAUACUGUAUGUAUGUGUACCUCAUGUACACCUGUAAUAUUUCUAACCGACCUGCAACAUAAUGAUGAAUAAAAAUUUUCAAUCACUCUUCAUUCUGCUGCACUUCUGCCACAACACAUAUAUAAGUUAGAUGUCUAGUUCGAGCUUGUACAUACUUGGUAAUUUUUCUAAUUUUGUAAUAUUUCAUGUUUGAUGUUUGUACAUAGAAGGAAAAGUUUACUGGAGUGAAAUUCUUUGUACUUGUACACAUACUUGGCCUAUAAAGCUGAUUCUGAUUCAGUGUUUCUCCCUUGUUGGGCCUCAGCUGUUAAUUACUUACUGUAUGGAUACACUUGACACUGCUGCACUGUGCUUAUGCUGCAUAUGUAAUUUGAAAUCUUAGAAUAGCAAUGAGCAAAAAAGUAUUUUAUCCCUUUUUGUGCCGGUUGAAAGACAUAAAAUAUGAUCCUGCUCGCCAAAACAAUGUGAGGAAUAAAUAAGUUUAAAAAAAA